Messenger RNA from Paramuricea clavata, 3293 nucleotides. Lineage: Eukaryota; Metazoa; Cnidaria; Anthozoa; Malacalcyonacea; Plexauridae. The record is from the annotation of a GenBank genome assembly.
AUCGUUUAUGUACACGAGAAAGAGAAGUGGGCCAAAAAUGCUCCUUGGGGUACUCCAAAAGUGACAGGAAGAGCGUCUGACAAUUCACUUCGACAAGACGUUUGUUGCAUCCGGUUGCUCAGGUAGGACUCAAACCAACCUACGUUGCUAGAUGACACACCCAUUGCUUUAAGUUUGUGGAGUAAGAUGCUGUGGUCCACUGUAUCGAAUGCCUUCGACAAAUCUAGAAAUACAGCUCCACAAAGCCUUCCACAUUCCAUGUUACUCAGAGUUGGUCAGGGUAGUGAUGGUUGAGUACCUUUGUCGAAUUCCAAACUGCUUGCUUGUAAGCAAGUUGUUAGUAAUUAGGUGGCUAUACAAUUGCGAGUGAACGGUUCUCUCUAAGAUCUUACUUAGAGUAGGCAAGACCGAGAUAGGACGAUAGUUUGUAGGAUUGGAACGUUCACCUGAUUUAAAUAGGGCCGUAACCUUAGCACAUUUCCAAAUCUUUGGGAAAUUGUUGCUCUUGAUGGAAAGAUUAAGUAAUCUUCUCACAGACUUGCUCAUUGAACAAGACGCACAUUUUAACAGUCUUGCACUUAUUUUGUCGAAACCGAUAGCUUUGUUGGUCUUCAAAGUCUGGAGUUGUGCAAGAACAUAGGAUUCUUGUACUUCUUCGAGCUCAAACAUUGUUUCCGGGACAGGAGUGGGACUUGCUGUAAAUGUUUGUGAGACAGUUGUAAACUUUGCAGCUAAGGAUUUUCCGACUGAGGCGAAAUAAGUGUUAAGGGCAGUGGCAAUAAAUUUGGGGUCUGAGUGUUUUGCUUCAUCAGUGACAAUGUACUGCGGGGUGGAGCUCUUGUUAUCGCGUGACGAAACUUCGUUAACCGCCUUCCAAAUCCUGCUGGAGUCACCUUUACUUUGUUCAAUUAGCUCGCAGUAGUAUUUGGACUUGGCCGAUUUUUAUUAACAAAGUUUCUCAAUUUUUUUACAUAUUCCAAUGAUAGGUUUUGUUGGACUUCAUCAAGAAUAAUUUUGCUAACUUUGCCAAGUUCACUUUUUGCGGGGUUUAUUAAUCGAAACUUUGGGUUGUCCUCGAAAUUUUCCUUGUGGUCCUUUGCUGUUACAAACGCUUCUCGUUUUGCCAUUGUUUCAAUAUGGUUAUCGAUUGAAAGAUCUAUAGCAAUGUCUCUAAGAUCUUCGUUCACGUUAUUUAACAUGUUUGUUUCGCCGAGUUUAUAAGAUUUAGUAAUGUUAUCUUUCAAUAUCUUAUCGUAUUGAUCUGGCGUUGUUUCGUAAAGGUUUCUUGUUUUAUCAGCGAAUAUAUACAUGUUAGUUGAAGAAUUUACCUUUUUUAGAUCGUUGUUAAUUUUUGUAAGGAAUGGGUCGUUCACUUCUCGAAACCUUAACCUUUCGACCAUAAGGACGAGAUCUUCUUCAAACCCUUUCAUUUCCUUGACAAGAGGUGGCGACUUUUUCGAUUUGAAGCCAAAGUUGUUUCGUUCAUACUUGCUUUGUCCGUUUAGAAAGAAGUCGGCUUUCCAUCUCAUUCUGGUUACAACACUUUGCACUUUCUCGAUAAGACGUAAUCGGUACGUGUCUUUAGAAGAUACUCCAAUAUUUUUGAGCGAGUAAUCAAACAGGAUUGUGUUCAUUUUAAGCGUUGGCUACACGAACUAGAGUGCACAACUGAUUGCCAGGUGCCAAAAUAUUUUGCAAGUGAAGCCUACCACAUUUCCCAUGAUGCUUAGCUAUAAUGGGAAUUGCCUAUUGACUGUGCAUAUAUAUUUUUAAAAAUCGCCUGUCACUUUCAUGCUUAAAACGAGUAAAGUUGAGAAAACUUAAAAAUUUUACCGCAUGUGUCAGUAGUUUCCAAGAGUCUUUGUUUGUGUGUAAUCCAGAACCAAAAUUAGGCCAUUUUGAUAAGCUUUUUCCCUUUAAAUGCAGCUUUUAAUACUUAAAAACGGCUAUUGACUCUCGCGCCCUUCGCCGCUUGUUGCUACUAGUAGGCUAUCACUAAUAGCCUACUAUAGUAGCGUAUAGCCAAUCAGAACGCACAAUACAUGAUAGCCUACUAGUAUAGGUUUAUGCUAAUUAACAGUUAUUCUACGACCUCGAGUCGAAUAUGAGCUGAUAGCCGAUGAGGCGCGUAGAGCCGAAUCGGCUAUCGCUCAUAUUCGACGAGAGUGAGUGGAAUAACUGUUUUAUUAUAUACACAAGGUCUGAAUUCACAGACUUUGCUUUUCGGAAUUUUUCUAUUUUCGGAUAUUUUCUAUUAUAUUUUUCUAUUUUGUUUAUGUUUUUAUCUUCGCUCUUUCGGCCGAUUAUUUCUUCAAAAAUAUAUAUUUUUAAUCAUUUUAAAUAUUAAAAAUUCAUUUCCUAACCUGUAAACAAUUUGUGCAAGUUUUUUCAUUGUGUUUUUAAUCCUGUAAAGGCUAUCAAAAGCGAACAACUUGCCGUUUUCUCGUUCGCAAAAAUCGGAAAUUCAGUUGAGUCGCCAUUUUGUUUUUCUCUACUAGUAGGAUAUGAGCUAAUAUCCUCCUAGUAGAGAACCAAUCAGAUUGCAGAAUACCUCAUAUCCAGACCUUGUGUAUAUAAUAGCUUAUAUCGUACUGUAUAUGUUCUCUCUCUAUUGUAGUUUGGUAUCAAUAUUUGUGUCAGCUGGUGCCUCAGGGAUACCAAAUUCCGGAUUAUCCUAUACCAUUUUGUGUCUUGAAGCUGUUGGAGUUCCAACAAGAUUCGUUGGCCUUAUCUUUACUAUUGAUUGGAUUGUGUGAGUUGAUGCAUGUGUAUUACGUACAUAUAUAUAGUCAACCAUUGCGCACGUCUGGCUGAUCAUUUACCAAUUAAUGAGGAGUCAAAAUCCUCUUCGUCAUAUUUUUGGGUAUAUUUUCGUUAUAAUAUUGUUAUCUGUACCUUCAAUCCUCUAUAUUUAGCUUUCCUCUAUCCAAUAACCAAAGUACCCAUAUAAUAUAGCUACGUUGGGCCAUUUUGCACGAAAAAGUUUGUUUGGCGACCUCUUCACAUGCAAUUUGAUAGUAUUUGAAGAACUCACUCGAAAAUAUCAUACAAUGGCUACAAUAAGUUAUUAUCAAAAAGAAUAUUAUCAUAUCCGAAAACGUUGGUAUUAUUAUUUUAUACAAAUUUUCAAAUAAUGUCAUGAUUAUAUCCACAGUGGCCGAGUACAAACUGUUAACAACGUCAUGGGAGAUGCUUAUGGUGCAGGAGUGAUAAACCACGUGUCCUCUGAUCUGGAUGUGCUGUUUAUAGGCGACGAUGGAAACGAGAGCAUAAAAAAUGGCAACGCAAAUUAA